UCUACAUGCAAAAUGGCGAGUGCAGCAAAAGAUUCUCCGGCUCAGGGCAGCGGUGAUGCUGCUUUCCAGACGUUUUACACCGAGGUAAAGCAAAUUGAAAAGAGAGACUCCGUACUGACCUCCAAACAGCAGAUAGAUCGGUUGCUCCGACCAGGCUCCUCGUAUUUUAAUCUCAACCCGUUUGAGGUGCUACAGAUCGACCCUGAGGCCACAGACGAGGAGCUGAAGAAGAGGUUCAGACAGCUGUCCAUCUUGGUGCAUCCAGAUAAAAACCAGGAUGAUCCAGACCGAGCACAGCAGGCCUUCGAAGCGGUUGACAAGGCGUAUAAAUUGCUGCUGGAACCUGAGCAGAAGAAAAGAGCCAUUGACGUGGUCCAUGCAGGAAAAGAAUACAUAGAGCAUGAUAUGAAUCAGAAGAGGAAGCAGUUAAAAAAGGAUGGAAAGUCCACAGUUAUAGAGGAGGAUGACCCAGAAGUGUUCAGGCAAGCCGUGUACAAACAGACCAUGAAGCUCUUUGCAGAGCUGGAGAUUAAGAGGAAGGAGAGAGAAACCAAGGACAUGCACGAAAGAAAGCGACAGAGAGAAGAAGAGAUUGAAACACAGGAGCGAGCUAAACGAGAAAAGGAGUGGCAGAAGAACUUUGAGGAAUCGAGGGAUGGACGUGUAGACAGCUGGAGAAGCUUCCAAGCUAAAGGCAAAAGCAAAACCAAGACCAAGGAGAAGAACAGAACGUUCCUUAAACCCCCGAAGGUCAAAAUGGAACAGCGAGAAUAAUUUUUUAUGUAAAUUAAAAUAUAAGACUAGAAAAGCCGGUUCAAAUCCACCUCUCAUGUCUUUUCUUUCAAACGUUUACAUUAAGGCUUGUAUUUUAAGAACGUGCCACUUUUGCUCCAGCUGAGGGCGCUAUUGGACAACAUGUAUUUUUUCAGUCUUUAUUGAUGCAAGGUAAUCAGAAGUCUGAUUGACUGCACCACAUUUAUUUACCACACAGCAUCGUCGGUCACAAUGAACUACCCCAACAGUACCUUUCUUUCUAGAAACAAACCAGGUCAUUGAUGUGUUUAGGUUUUAUUAUGUACAUAAUUGUGAUUGAGCUGAGAUUGCCAGACAAGUUUUUUUUUUCCUUUUUUAUUUUAAUAUCCUUCACCCCAAAUAAAACUUGUUUGUUGCAUACACUGA
Molecule: messenger RNA, 1179 nt
Organism: Trichomycterus rosablanca
Lineage: Eukaryota; Metazoa; Chordata; Actinopteri; Siluriformes; Trichomycteridae
Gene: dnajc8
Product: DnaJ (Hsp40) homolog, subfamily C, member 8
Exons: 9
Coding region: 13-774 (253 amino acids)
Cellular component (GO): nucleus
Source: RefSeq, a predicted model, not a curated record